AUUGACAUUAAAAAAAUUGUCUAAUGGAUAUUAAGCAAAUCGUUCGAAAUUGAACCCGAUUUUUUUUUCUACCACCAAAAGGGAUUUCGUUAUAAAUUUUCGUUAAACCCGUUCGAUACACCGGCUCGAAAAUGAAGAUCCCCUUCUCGAUCAACCCCCUCAUAAUGGAGGUGUACGAGCGCUCGCAGGAGGUGCAGGACCUCAUCAGCGAGCAGAACAUCCUCAUCGACGCCCAGGACCUGGACUUCGACGACGACGAGAUACCCUCGUUGGCGAAUCUGUGCGUGCGAAAGAUCGCCUUCUACUUCGACGAGCACCCGUGGUUCUACGAGGUGCCCUGCUCCGACAGGGACUACCUCCUCGAGCUGCUCUCGCUCGACCUCGACCUGGAGCUCACCGUUCCCUUGAUCAAAAGCGAGUACUACUGGGAGCGGCGCUACCAGAAGCACUUCGGAGAAGUCAUCCACCCCACGCCGAAGAUCUGGACGUGGAAGAGCCUCUACCUGGAGCGCGAGGUGCAGCGCCUCGUCGAGACCGCCUCCCCCUCGAUGCUGGGCGAGCGCAAGAUCGAGCCGGAGCUGAAGCUCUGCGCGCCCUACGUCAAGCAGCUGCUCGUCGCCCAGCUGCAGAUGUGGCGGCCGCCGUUCGGCACGGCGCCCGACGACGAGCCCGAGAUCUGGCCCAUCGAUCACAUCGACUUCACCUACGUGCUGCCCCACCUGCCCUUGGUCGAGCAGAUCGACCUCGUCUACGGCAUGAACGACGUGGACUUCGACUUCCAGUGGAACAUGUUCCGGGUGAGCGUGCGGGAUUGCCUGCAGCUGGGCAAGGCGAUCUUGGCGCUGCCGGCGCUGACGUUGCUGCGCAUCCGGAAGAGCAACAUCGGCGACAAGCAGUGCAAGGCGCUGAUGCAGAGCCUGGUGGAGAACGUCACCAUCGUGGAGUUGAACAUGUGCAAUUGUUGCAUCGGCGACGAGGGGGCGGCGUGCAUCGCCAAGUUUCUGGAGGUGUCGCCCGUGCUGAAGGUGCUCAAUUUGAGCAACAACGUCAUCAGGGUGAAGGGGACCGAGGCUUUAGCUUUCGCGCUGAUGCAGCCGACCUGCGCCCCCUUGGCGUCGCUGACGCUCAGCCUGAAUCCGCUGAGGCGAGAGGGCGCCGUGGCGAUCAUGCGGGCGCUGGUGCGCUGUCCGCUGCCCGAGGAGCUCUACAUGAGCGCCGUCGAAUUCGAGGGCGACGUCAUCGAGCGGCUGGCCCAGAUGAUGACGGUGAACAACAGCCUGAGGAUAUUGGACGUCAGCUCGAAUUACUUCGGAGACCAAGGGGCGAAGACGAUAAUAGAGGCUUUGGAGAGGAAUAGCAUGAUUGAGUGGUUGGAUAUGCGCGAAACUGGCAUAUCGGAGGAGCGACAGGCCGAUAUUACUAAAUUGUUGAGGAGGAAUCAAGGGUUGCCAUUGGACGCAGCCGACGAUGCCAAAGACGAUUUGAAAAUCGAGGGUAGCGAUGACGGGAAAACGAUGGACGAAGAUGAAGAUGAUAUUUAGUUUAUUUUUUUUUUUUAUUUAUAUUAUAACAUGUGGG
Molecule: messenger RNA, 1578 nt
Organism: Phyllotreta striolata
Lineage: Eukaryota; Metazoa; Arthropoda; Insecta; Coleoptera; Chrysomelidae
Source: the annotation of a GenBank genome assembly